Messenger RNA from Ceraceosorus guamensis, 1665 nucleotides. Its product is annotated as RCC1/BLIP-II. The coding region runs from base 1 to 1665 and encodes 554 amino acids. The transcript has 8 exons. Lineage: Eukaryota; Fungi; Basidiomycota; Exobasidiomycetes; Ceraceosorales; Ceraceosoraceae. The record is from RefSeq and is a predicted model, not a curated record.
AUGGCCUCCCAAACAGAAGUCACAGAGCCGCCAUCUUGGGGUCGGGUGCUCAUCGCUGGCGGGACCGAUUGGCCGAAUCUGGGCAGAAAGGGGCUUAAGCCUACGGAUGAGAGACCUGACCUCAGUGCGCCACACAUUUUACGGGCCGUCUCAAACAUUCGCAUGAAGCGGGUCUUUUCCUCGCACUCUUCCUGCCACGCGUUCUUCUUGUCGGUAUCGGGCGAUGUCUGGGUGAUUGGGCGGAACGAAAAGGGUCAAUGCGGCCUGCCGAGUUCUACAGUCAGCAUCGAUGCGCCCACCCGACUGGAUCGGAGCAAGCAUUUCGCUCCUUCACUGCCGGCCGGAGCUCAGGGUGACAUUGUUUGGGCAGCCACUGGCAGAAAUCACUCCCUCAUCGUCACUCGAGCCGGCACCCUGUACUCUGCUGGCGGUAAUGCGAUGGGCCAGUGUGGUCACGCGAUUGGGGAUGUGAAUGGCUUCAAACGCGUGACUGGUGGCCAGUAUGAGAAGGAAAAGGAUCCGUUGGUCAGAGCCUCGGCAGGCCUUACCUUUUCAAUUCUCCUCACAGAGUCCGGCAAAGUCUACGCACUCGGCUCCACAGAGAAAGGCCAGCUGGGCAACGGCAGAACAGGGGAGCAUUUCAUAUCGGGCAACAAAUUGGCUUUCCAGACCUUUACCGAUCCGCUCCCUGUCAGAGGAGUGCUCGCAGACAAGAAGAUCGUCGAUGUCCAAUGCGGGCAGCAGCACUCCUUAGCCCUCGAUGCGGACGGCUACGUCUACGUGUGGGGCUUUGGCGGCUACGGAAGGCUUGGUUUGGGCAUGCAGGCCGAUCAAUUGUCACCAACCUUGGUGCCACAAUUUGCCAGGGACAAUGCGGUACUGCGAGCCAAAGCGAUCUAUGCAGGACCAUCGUGCAGUGCGAUCCUCGAUAGACAACACAUGUACUAUCUCGCUGGCAAGUGGAAGACUUCGGGCGAAGGUGGUGCAGGUCAAGGCUACAUGACUUACAAAUACUUUCACGAGCUCAUGGGUGUGCAUUGUCUCAACGUUGCUCUUGGAGGUGUCACGCUACUUGUCACCGCAUAUGAGCCUGAUGCUGGUAUGCGCGCAGACUGCGAUGCCACGAUGAAUGUAGUGUGGGGACAAAAUGCUGCAAACGGAGAACUGGGCCUGGGUCCGGAGAAGCCCCGCAGCGCUACCAAGCCGAUCAGAUGUGAGCCGCUGGACAAGGUGUCUAUCUUGGACAUAGCUGCAGGCCAAAAUACCACGUACUACAUUGCCCGCAAUCAAGGAGAAACGUACUCCGAGCUGCCGAGAUUUCCAGAAGUCGUGCCGUCCUCUGACCACUGUCUCAAAUGCUCGCGAGAAGAGUCUGCGCAAGGCAGCGAAGACGUGUUGCUGGAAUGCGAAAAGUGCGAGAACCCAUGGCACCUCAAGUGUCUUUCUCCGCCUUUGAGCUCCGUGCCUGAGGGCGAGUGGCACUGCCCCAGCUGCAUCGCGGAGGCCGGGAACGCAGGCGAUCUGGGCGCGGAGGGCGCCACGGAUGACAAGAAGGCCGUCAAGCGAGAUGCAGGCGAGGAGGAAGAUGACAGCCUACAAAGAGGGACACCCAGUAAGAGAGCACGAGGAGGCAAAGCGGGCAGAGGUGGCAAAAGAGGAAAGUGA